AUUAGUUUGAGGUUCCAGAGGUAAGGAGGGCAGAGAGCCAACCAGUGUGGCGUCGACGCCCGAUGUGAGUGGAGGUGGACGCUGCGCGGGCUGGUGGUAACGUUCCUGGAGGCGAAGUGAAUUUAAAGUUUUUGAAAUUGCGUCAUAUUUCAAUUGCGAUUGAGUACGCUACGGUAAUAUCGUGGUUUACCUUUUAUCUUGUUCAAGCUGUAUAUAUCUCAAUAUUAAGCCCUUUAAAGCGUUACUAACGGCUUAGCAAGAAUUUGCAUGGACACUGUAAAUUUGUCUUCAUUGCGUUUAAUUAGGAAUUUCCUUGCAAUAGUUGUCGAGAACAUUGAGCACGAAGUCAACAGGGCGACAUCAACUUGAGAUGGAUGAUUCCAACAGGCUGGUGAUGUCAGUCCAUCACAAAUGAAACCGAAAUCAGUUUCUCGUGAAGAGAUUUGCAAGUGCAGUUACUUAAGAUAGUCAUCAUAUGUGAGCUUAUAAUUUUAGGGUAACUGACGGUUAAAAAUGAGCCAUAGUAAUAAAAGGUGAUACUCAAAGGCUAGCAAAAAGCUCUACGACAAUUAAUGUGUACCGUACUAGACGUAAACGAUAGUCAGCCACCGUAAUGUGUUGGCUAGGAGUGUUGGCACUAGUGUUGGUGAGUGCCGCAAGCAGUGCCAGCUCAGGAGUGCCUCGCCUUGGUGAUGGCCGCCAGGUGCCCCAGCCGCUCAUGGGAACUGUUGUGAUACCCGCCAUUCCCUCUACCUUCCCGUUUAUAGAAUUCACAGACUACGGCAUCCAGAGUCACCUCGCGCCUCUCGCUGAACCACCACACCUUAAUAAGGGCCUAGUAGAGUCGUCUCAUCGAUCAGGAGACAAGAACUCAAUUAUGGAAGGAUCUGUUCCCAUUAACGCUUAUCUUGAUCCAUUGAGUGGCCUUGCUCGCCACUCUGAGAGCCCAGCACCCCACCGACCUCUGGUUCCUGUUGGUGGUUCUGUGGGGGCAACACGUACAGCUACCAGGAAGGAAGCCCUGCUGCCGAGGUACUCUGGUGGGGCCGAGAGGUUUGGAGGAUACGGUGGGAUGCCCUUCGGUAUUCUUGACCCGACAGAGGAGGAUGUGGCUCAACAAGGUACGCUGCAAGCUGCCUUACACACACUGUGGGCUCACAGAAAUGAUGUCUAUAUUACCCUUGAAGAGACGGGGCCCGCUGCCGUCAACCGUGCUUGGCUGGAUAUACUGAACACCCACCAUCCACACACCACCACUCAUCAUCGUGCAGACGACCAAAGUCCUGCUGCAAGCUCCACCAAACACUUCGGUCACAACCACAGUUACGAAGGCUCCCCUGUGGGUGUGGCACAUGUUCCUGCCACACCAAAACCUUCGAAUUAUGGUUCUGGAAAACUUUCAGGUGGACAGCAUCGACAUUCAUUAAUCCUGGGUGGUCAUUACACACUGCCCCAUCCUCGCCAGACUCCUGUUGGAAGACAUGGGAUGGUUCGUGUAAGGCCACCACGGCCGGGGAAUAUCGAAGCAAAUCCAGUUAGCAUUGUGCCGAGCCCUGUAGGCUUUCAGAUGAUACAAGCAUCGUCCAAGCAAGGAGGAAACGAGUUUACCCAGCCACCUCAUAGUUCAGGAGUGUUUGGUUUAAAAUCUACGUACCCAAAACAUCAUCAAAGAUUGAAACAACGACCAAGUGGCUCCCAAGCACAUCUUCAAAUGGUCAAGCGGAGGCUACUGACUGGUCCAGCAGGGUCAGAGGGCCCUGGAGAGGACAGCACGCUGCCAGCGACCCAUGUCACCCUGGACCACCGCCGCAAGUCAGGUUCAGACUCCCAGGACCUGUCUAAUUUCGAGCGAAAGUCUAUUAUGAUUCCAUCACGUCUUGGCAAAGUGCAGUCCUCUACACUGACUGGUCAUCAGCUGCAGCCAAGUAGUUCUGGGAACACGCAGUCUAGUUUAACGUCUGCUGAAACGCCUUUGGAGAAAAAAAUGCUUAUUAGUUCAGGGUCCAAGAGUAACGUUGAGAAUGGUAUGAAAGCAUUGGAUCGGCAGGGUGGAGGUAAUUGGAUGGUUCGGAUGGGGAAGGUAGUGUCUGGGAUGUCCAACCAACUCCCAAGCCUUGAGAAGGCCAUCACCACCAUGUCCUUCCUCGCCUUUGGCGUUUUCAUGGCUAACUUAUUAGUACAAGCCUUGGCUAACUCGACUUCAAAUUCAUCAUUCUCCUUGAAUUCAUUACUGGGACGUGAGGAUGUGAGCACUUUCAGUGGUCUACCACUAGACUUGUCUGCCCUUUCAUUUGACUUUGGGGCUAGUUUAGGCCUUGAAAAGGAGGAGGAGGAUGAUGAUGGCAGUAUGUUAAAAAAAGUAGCAGAUAUCAUCAGUCAAGUUUACAUCAGUCUUCAUGAUAUGGCCAGAGCUGGUUUGGUAAACAUGGUGUCUGCUCUAGGGCUUGGUAUGCCCACGUCACGUACACCUCCGUGGGUUGCUGAUCAAGAGCCAGAAUGUGUGCAGCGACUUUUAUGUGAGGGACAUAAUGUGACUUCACCCUACUUCAAAAGCACAGUUUCUUAUAGACUUUUGCCCUUCUGGACGAUGGGUGCAAGUUGGUUGUCUGGAGAGGCGAAUAUCCCAAGACUACUGGAGGAGCUGCGUGCAGAGCUGGCAGGCCAACAAGGCCUUGAUUGUGGCGCACUGUUUCCAGAAUGCACAAACACAGCAACCAUUAAGAAGUUCAUUGCACAAGUUGAAUCAGAGUUGGCAAACUCUCCAAAUCAAAUAAGUGAAAAUGAUGAGAAGAUUGGACAAGGGAUGGAGACAGGUGGUGUAACUGGUUAUUUUAAUGAUUUGAGUGAAUUUACUUGAGGACCACUACUAUUAGUGGCCUACCUUUUGAUGAAUGCAAGAAUCAACAUUGCCAUGGUCUGGUCUGUGAGCAUGCCUUGUGGAUGUGGUUGGUCAGGUAUCCUUUGAAGGUGUUUAUCAUGUUAUCUUUAGAACACUGUGGCUGGUUAUGUGUAGUGGAAGUGUGUUGAAUUUGAUGGCUUUGGAUCACAAAGUUUGGCAUUAAGAGUAAAAUACAAAGCUGCCUGCAGUCAAAGUUUUGAACAGGAGUACGUUUUAUGUAAAGACAAAUGAUGGCAUUGCAGUGAUUAUUUGAGGAACGUAUAUCCAUUGUUUGGGGCAUUUCUAAUGACCUUGUGUAAAUAACUGAAAAUUAGAAGAGAACUUGGAUGGAAAAACAAAUAGAAAAGCUAAUGAUCGAGUUAAAGCACUUUAUUAUAUUAUGCAAUGCAUUAAUAUCCUAAUGAAAGGAGGAAGUGCAGCUUGGGUCGAAAUUGCAAUGUAAUUUAGUAAUUGAAUUCCCACCUGGUGGGUUGGAAAACACAUUGUAAUGGGAAGUUUAAUUUGUGGAAAGUAUAAUACUUUACUUAAACUGUUUAGGUUAAUGAUGAAAAUACAUUUUCCCCCUUUUAAAUAUUGGAAAAAAAUUUAGAAAUUGAAUAUGCCAUCACUGCAAACACUCAAAUGUACUGUAUUGGUUUUAGAGUUACUGGCAGUUUGUGAUCAUUACACUAUGUAUGUGUAUACUGGCUAGUAUAAAUGUUAGUUUGUGGACUGGGGGAAAACAAAUAUUUACCUCCAUUACUUUUAUUUUGAGACUACAACACACGAUACGUCACGGGUUCGUGCUAUAUGUACAUACCAUUCACAAAUAUCUUGCAGACAUGUAGGAUAAAAGUAUUUACAGUAACCUGUUAAAACACACUUGUCAUUGGUACCCCUUAGUGAAAAAAUGUCAUGUAGACUUAGCUCUGAAAAAUACUGUGUCCUUUGAGGUAGAGUCCCAUGCAUGAAUUGCUAUUUGUAUAUAAAUGGAUUAGUAUCAGUGCUAUUUAUACU
Messenger RNA from Procambarus clarkii (red swamp crayfish), 3895 nucleotides. RefSeq lists its product as uncharacterized. The record is from RefSeq and is a predicted model, not a curated record. NCBI's taxonomy places the organism in Eukaryota, Metazoa, Arthropoda, Malacostraca, Decapoda, Cambaridae.